GCGGCCUCCGCCGCUUCUCUUAAAACACGCGAGCCUCAGCUUGGCUUUCUGGGGCGAGCGGAGGCGGAGUCUCUUUGGCUGACUUUCUGGGGGCAUGUUCUCCGCUACCCUCCUGAAGUUCCUGAGGCCGAAGCCGCUGCGUUUUUGCAGCCCGCUUUGGGGGAUCAGUAAAGUGCAUAGUGUUCAUUUCCCUGUGCUGCAAUUACACACAACUAAUUCUACCAUGCAAUUCAGUCAGGAAGAUUUUGAGAAGGCCAAAGAAAAAGUGAACCUUUUGCAGGAUGAGCCAAGCGAUGACAUCAAGUUGAAGCUUUAUGCAUUGUAUAAACAGGCUACUGUGGGCUCAUGUAAUAUUCCAAAACCAAGUAUGUUGGAUUUUGUCAACAAAGCCAAAUGGGAUGCUUGGAACUCACUUGGAAGUAUGACACAGGACAAUGCCAGACAGAGCUACAUUGAACUAGUAUCGAGUUUGGUUCCUGCAGAAACUUCUCCAGUUAAUGAAAUUCCCCCUGGUAGCAAAUCCAUCUAUGAGUCACUUGAGGUUACUACUAAAGACAACAUCACAAAGAUCAUGUUAAACCGGCCAAAGAGGAAAAAUGCUAUCAGUAUCAAGAUGUACAAUGAAAUUAUGAAAGCGCUUGAGGAAGCCACAAAAGAUGAUUCUGCUAUAACAGUUCUUACAGGCAAUGGGGACUAUUACUGUAGUGGAAAUGACCUGAACAACUUUACCCAGGUUUCACCUGGUGGAAUGGAAGAGUCUGCAAGGAAUAGUGCAGAGAUGCUCAAAAAGUUUGUUCAACAUUUUAUUGAUUUUCCAAAGCCAUUAAUUGCUGUGGUAAAUGGGCCAGCUGUUGGGAUCUCUGUAACUCUGCUUGGGCUGUUUGACAUCGUAUAUGCUACGGACCAGGCUACCUUUCAUACUCCUUUUAGCAACCUGGGUCAAAGUCCAGAAGGAUGUUCUUCAUACACAUUUCCCAAAAUUAUGGGGUUAACUAAGGCCACUGAAAUGCUGCUUUUCAACAAGAAGCUAACUGCCGCAGAAGCCUGUUCGCAGGGGCUUGUGACUGAGGUUUUUCCUGACAGCACAUUCCAAAAAGAAGUGUGGGCAAGGCUGAAGGCUUAUGCCAAUCUUCCUAAAAAGACUUUGGCAGUCUCCAAGCAGCUAAUACGAAACAUGGAAAAAGAAAAGCUAUACGAAGUUAAUUCUCAGGAAUGUGAAUGUCUCAUGGAAAGAUGGCUAUCUGAGGAAUGCAUGAAUGCCAUAAUGAGCUUCAUGCAGAAGAAAUCAAAGCUCUAGUCUCUAGCCAAUCAUGCAAAAUAAAUUGCUUAAAAGCUGAAGAUGAUGUAAGAAGAAAAGGUGUGAACAAGGUUGUGAUUGGCUAAGAACAAGUAUGGAUGCAUGAUCAAGACUGAGAUCACAUGCAGAAAAGAAGGAAGGAAGGACUCUUUCUAUAUGCAGUAUUUUCCUGGUGAAAAAUCUCACUUAUCCUGUUAUUGUUUGCCUUACUCAUAUUAAUGCCUUAACUCAAGUUUCUGGAAGAUAGUGCUGCUUGGAACAAGAGGCAGCUCAACCUAACAGGCCAUAUUAUUGCUGAUAGACCCACCAAGUUAGUAGUAAGGUAAGCAUUAAAGGGACGACUACCAGGCAUGUUUCUUCCUGGAGUGCACAGCCUUUCUUCCCCCAAAACCUACAAAGUAUUGUUAUGAGCCGCAGGAAAUGACUUGGAGAGCUGAGUCUUUGAGAUUCCAAGACAGAUUGGUUCUGUGGGAAGGAUGGAGACUAUUGGACAACUUCCUUUUUUAAUAGCUAGCAUAAUUGCAAAGUUCUGACAUACAAAUCUGUUAUACUAACUACUUGGGGAGGGGAAUGAUUAUAUAUUUAAUAAGAGUCUUUUAUUAAAAUGGCCCAUUAAAAUAAACAAUGGUAUGUGACUGUUUUUGUUUUUGACCUGUUUGUUUUAGUAAUGUUAUUAUCCAAAAUAUUCAUCCAUUCCACAUUCCUACUACUAUUGUCAUCAUACCAAUUCCCCAACCUAUUCAUCCUGCAAAGAAAUGAAAUUAUUUUUUUAGUUUUAUCCAUUAACCACUUGUUCAUCUUUCUUAGAUUAGACCUUGAUGUUAAUAUAGGCAUAUCUUCUCAAGAUACCAUCAGUCACUAUACUACUAUAUUAACUGUGAACUUAGGAAGGAUUUGAAACAUCUAUAUCACUCAUUUGGUCCAUAUGGUUUUAAAACUGUUAAUGUGGUUGUAGUUCUCUUACAUAUGUACAACUGUUAAUUCAUAGAUUCACAUGUUUUUAUGUACUCUGAAUGCAAACGUUGGAGAGCAAACUAUUCUGAGGACAUUAAAUUCUAUAUUGAGCUAA
Messenger RNA from Ahaetulla prasina, 2366 nucleotides. RefSeq names its product enoyl-CoA delta isomerase 2 (gene ECI2). Gene Ontology annotation, molecular function: fatty-acyl-CoA binding. The record is from RefSeq and is a predicted model, not a curated record. The coding region runs from base 95 to 1297 and encodes 400 amino acids. The transcript has 11 exons. Lineage: Eukaryota; Metazoa; Chordata; Lepidosauria; Squamata; Colubridae.